AUGGCUUUAACUAAAUUGCUUUUGAUAAGGAUGAUUAUUGGUAUUCUGAUUUCUUGUAAUGUAUUAGCUGAAGUUGUAGAGAAAGAAUCUGUUGCAGAAUCGAAAAUUUCAGAAACGAAGAAAGAAGAUAGGGAUUCUGCAGAAAGUGGACAGGAAGGUGUUGUUGGUGGAUUUGGUGGCGGUGCUGGACAUGGUCAUGCUCCUGUGUUAUUGCUUGGCGGACACGAAACCGAUUUUUAUAAAGGAGCACUGGGAGCUCUGGGAUAUGGAGCUCAGAAAGGAGGAGAAUUUGGAGAGCAGAAAGAAUAUAUAACGAUAGGUCAUCAUGGACAUAAGGGCGCAGCCGGAGGUGGUAGUUAUGGUGGAGCAGCUGGUGGUCAUUUACAGGGCUAUAGCGGCAAUCAUAAGGGAGGUGUGGUUUUAGAUACUCAUGCAUCACUAGGCGAUCUGAAAAACUAUGGGGUUCCAGGUGGGAGUGAUAAGAUAAGUGUAAUUUCAGGUGAUCAUCUUGGUGGCCAUAAAGGUGGGUUGGCUGCUGAAAGUCUUGCAGGUUUAGGUGGUCAUCUUGGAGGAAUAAGUCAUGGUAUUCAUAAAGAAGCAGGGCUUGGGGGUGGAUACGGUGGCCUAGGAGGACAUAAAGGAGGUUAUGAAUUAUUAGGUAUACAUGGUGGUGGAAAAGGUGGUUAUGGAAGUAUUGGGGCAGGUCAUUAUGGAAAAGUAGGAGGUGGACAUAUUGGUGGCUUAGGUGGAAAUAUACAUGGUGUUCAUGGUAUUGGUGGUUAUGGUGGAAAAGGACAUGCUGCCGCUUCAAUUGGAGGAAUUGAUGGUUUAGCUGGGUACGGAGGAAAGGGACACAGUGUGCACGGUCUUGCAGGCCAUGGUACGCACGGUCUCUCAGGCCAUGGUGUGCACGGUUUUGCAGGCCAUGGUGUGCACGGUCUCACAGGUCAUGGUGCGCAUGGUCUUGCUAGUCACGGUGCUCAUGGUCUUGCUAGUCAUGGUGCACAUGGUCUUGCAGGUCAUGGUGCACAUGGUCUUGCUGGUCAUGGUGCACAUGGUUUUGCUGGUCAUGGUGCACAGGGUCUUGCUAGUCAUGGUAUCUAUGGUAUUGCAGGUAUCGGUGGUAAGGGACAUGGUAUUGCAGGUAUUGGUGCUAAAGGUCUUGGUGGACAUAAAAUAGCUGGUUAUGGUGGAAAGGGUCUUGGAUUGGGUGGAUUGGGUAAAAUUGCAGGUUACGGUGGAAAGGGUCUUGGAUUGGGUGGAUUGAGUGGAUUGGGUAAAAUUGCUGGUCACGGGAAAAAGAAGAAACUUGGUGGAUUUGUUUCUCAUGGAGGUGGUCAUCACUAUGGAGGACAUAAGAAAGGUUUUUCGGGACAUAGUGCUCAUGGUGGAGGUCAUAAACAAAGCAAAGUAAAUUACGGACUAGGACAUCAAGGUGGCAAAAAACAUCAUUACGAUAAAGGUGGUGUGUAUUUUGAUAAAUACGGAAAAAAUCUUCAUGGAUUGGCAGGCGGCGGAGAAUAUAAAGGAGGUAAAUUUGGCUCGGAAAAAUUUGGCGGAACCGGUAAAACAGGCGCACUUGCUGGAGGAAAAUAUUUUAAGGAUAAGGGACACAAGAGUCGCGGUUUUAAAAAUGUAUAUCACAAAGAAGAAUACGGCGAUCAUAAAUCGUAUCAUGAUGAUUUUCAAGAUACCGAUUACAAGAAAAAGCAUCUUGGUAAGCUUGAAUAUUUUGAUCAUAACGGAGGAAAAUUCCAUAAAGCUCAUGGUGGCAAAGAAUUUCAUGACGCUAAAAAACACGGCGAUGAUUAUCACAAAUUUGGUAAAGGAGGAUACGAUACCCAUCACGGAGGCGAUUAUAAAAAAGGAGGCAAAUAUUUCGAUGCUGGAAGCGGAUAUAAACACCACGAAGGAGCUCACAAACACUUGGGUUAUGAAGGAGGAAGCAAAGGUUUCCAUAAAGGAUAUGCUGGUAAAGCUAUUGGACAUGGACAUGGUUAUAUUCCAUUUCAUCAUCAUGGUUAG
This is a messenger RNA of Centruroides sculpturatus (bark scorpion), 2025 nucleotides long. RefSeq names its product glycine-rich cell wall structural protein 1.8-like. The record is from RefSeq and is a predicted model, not a curated record. Lineage: Eukaryota; Metazoa; Arthropoda; Arachnida; Scorpiones; Buthidae. The transcript has 2 exons. The coding region runs from base 1 to 2025 and encodes 674 amino acids.